AUGGUUCGAGACGAAGAACUUACUAGUGAAGCCUGUAGCGAAGCACUGAAUGAGGGAUUCCAUGAAGCAGACUAUGGGCUUAUAACAGAAAUGAAUUUCUGGGAUCGCUCAUCACUAUCAACUAAGGAAAAGGUUGAAGAAGCACUCAGAAGCUUCAGUACUUUCCAAAUAGAUGAAGUGAGUUUUACCAUCACUCUACAAAAUGAAGAGAUCGAUAAGCUUGCAGGAGUGUGA
Molecule: messenger RNA, 234 nt
Organism: Cooperia oncophora
Lineage: Eukaryota; Metazoa; Nematoda; Chromadorea; Rhabditida; Trichostrongylidae
Source: the annotation of a GenBank genome assembly